Emericellopsis cladophorae is the source of this 630-nucleotide messenger RNA. RefSeq lists its product as uncharacterized. The coding region runs from base 1 to 630 and encodes 209 amino acids. NCBI's taxonomy places the organism in Eukaryota, Fungi, Ascomycota, Sordariomycetes, Hypocreales, Bionectriaceae. The record is from RefSeq and is a predicted model, not a curated record. The transcript has a single exon.
AUGGCCUCCUCGACGCCGCCCCUUCUCCUCACAAAACGCCUAACGGCCUUCCUCUCCGCCAACACAUCCCCCUCCCUCCCCAGCCUGCUCAUCACCUCACCGACAGGCAAGCUCCUCGCCCACGCGUCACCCCACCCCGUCUCCGUCCUGCGCACGCACGCUACCGUCGCGGCGUCGCUACUUUCGAUCCACGCGUCAAAUCUCUCGCUAGAGGAGAGCUCUGAAGAGGAGGACGAGGAGGAUGCAGAGGAAGUGUCGGCCAAGGAGAUCACCAAGCCGCAGACCGUCACUGUACAGACCGACACGGGCGUCGUGUUGAUACGGAGGCUCAACUGUGGGCUGCUGUUCGUCUGCAUCGGGAUACCAACCGAGUCGUCGUCCUCGUCAGCCGAGGAUGCGACCGUGCAAGCCCAACUCGACCCCGGCGAGGCAUCGACUUCUCUGACAGUCCCACCACCGACCGUCUCGACGAGCCCCAGCGAUGCGGGGAGUCACCUGAGCAGCGCCGUCGGUGCGAGUGCCUCUGUUGCCGAUGCCAUUAUAAGGAGACACGCGAUCGAGUUGGCAAAGUGGCUGGAUGACAAAUUGGGCACGUUGACAGUACCGGAUGAGGGCGUUGGCGGCGAAUAG